UUUAAUUCCAUAUUUUAAAAUUUUAUAAAAUAUAAAUACAGAUGGUCCGGUCUUGUCCCUACUCGCCGACUACCAGAGGAAGAAGAUUAUCUCCCAUUUCCCCAUUUCCCCAUUUCCCACCACACACAGAAAAAACACUCAUACAACAACUCAAACCCAUUCAAUCUACCGGGAGAUAUUUCAGAUCUCUCACAGAGAGGAGAGAGUGAGAGAGAGUCUGUCUCUGUUUGUAUGUGAUUUUGUGGUGUUGUUUAUUAUGGAUAAAAGCUGUCCAUCUUCAACCUCUGACUCUGUUCUCACUUCUGCUACUACCAGCAGCGGUGGUGGCAGCAGCAGCUCCACCAGAGACAGCUACCUCAAACACCUCAACAAGCUUUCUCACAAGAUCUCAAAACCCACAACCUCAAACAACAACACCUUCCUUAAAAAACCCAACUUUGAAAAUCCAACACCUCCUCCUCCUCCUCCUGUUCCUCUUCCUCCACAACCUCAACAGCAACAACAGCAACAGCAACAGCAACAUCAGCCUCCGGUGUACAACAUCAACAAAAACGACUUCCGCGACGUCGUUCAGAAGCUCACCGGCUCCCCCGCCCACCCCGCCCGCUUCCCCAACCCCAAGCCACCCCCCCUUCCCAUCGCCAACUCCAUCACUCCACCCAUGGGUUCCGCCGUCGCUCACUUCAACUCCAUUGGACGGUCCACAACCCCGCUCUCGCCUCUCCCUCCUUUCCCAACCGUACACGCGGCGGCCGAGUCCCCCGUCUCAGCCUACAUGCGGUACCUCCACAACUCAAUCUCAGCCGUCGAUGCUAACAAAAACCAGGCUUUCUCGGGAUUCUCGCCGCUGGCCCCACUCGUGUCGCCGCGCUGGACCAAUCAGACGCCGCAGCAGAAUCUGCAGGCUGCGCCUUCGCAGCAGGGGAUGCUUUCCACGCGCCAGGCUGCGCCUUCGCAGCAGGGGAUGCUUCCCGCGGCGAGUCAGCACCACCCGCCGGCGACGGCGAUAGCGUCACAGCCGCAGUUCACUCUGCCUCCGUCACCGCUUCCGUUUGGGUGCUUGAAUUCGCCGCGGUCACCGUACCCUUUGAUGUCCCCAAAUCAAUUAGGGUUUCCUCAGCUUCCGCUCUCGCCGACAGUGCCUGUUCCAAGCCCUAGGUGGAGAGGUUUCUAAACGUUUCUUCAGGUAAGUCGAGCUCUAAACGCUGUCGUUUUAAGGUUUAGGGGUUUUUUUUAUAUAUAUAUAUUUUAUAAAAAAGACAAGAACUUUGUACAUUCUGGGUUGAGGGGCUUAUUCAAUCACCGGUGGGUGGACGGAAAAUGGUUCACUGCCGGUUUAAAUUAGGUUUUCUUUGUUUUGUAAAUGGGAUAUAUGAGAAUGAGAGACAUGUAGGUUUGUUCUUUGUCUGGUAUUGGAUAUUUUGGGGGUUAAUCAAAGGGUUAUAUAUACAGAAUUUGUGUUGCUAAAGGAUGCUUUUGUAGGUUUUUUUUUGGGUGAAUUAUCUCAGUUUGUGAACAUUUUCUA
This is a messenger RNA of Prunus mume (Japanese apricot), 1525 nucleotides long. NCBI's taxonomy places the organism in Eukaryota, Viridiplantae, Streptophyta, Magnoliopsida, Rosales, Rosaceae. The record is from RefSeq and is a predicted model, not a curated record.